CUGACAGUGAGAUCCAUAGUAGAGCUGAGGUGUGUACUUCAUCAUUAGGAUCCUGUCUGAUUGUAGAGCAACCUAACAAUGCAAGGCUCCACUUUAAGUACAGCUUAAUUUUGAAUAUUUUUUGAAAAAUUAUUUUCCAACUUUGCACCAACUCUGCUUCAAGGAUGCUUCAAUUUACUGUUAGUUUGCACCAAAUAUUUUCUACGUUGUUUGUGGUCUGCAGCGCUGUGGUGAUGGCAGAUGAUGAAUGCCCGUCUGUGUGCGACUGUGCUGCCUCAUCCCCAAUCUGCCCAGCGGGUGUCAGCUGGGUGACAGACCACUGUGGCUGUUGUAAAAUGUGUGCUAGGCAAUUCAAUGAAGACUGCAGCACUACUCAGCCCUGUGAUCACAUCAAGGGGCUACGCUGUCAUCUAGGAGUUGGAGGAGACCCUGAAAGAGGAUUGUGCCGAGCUGAGGUUCAUGGGCUACCCUGCGAGUUCAACGGACAGUUGUACCAGCACAGUGAAAACUUCCAGCCCAGCUGCAUGCACCAGUGCACCUGUAUUGAUGGAGUUGUGGGCUGCAUGCCCCUCUGUCCUCAACAAGUAUCGCUGCCCAACUCGCGCUGCUCACAGCCACGGUUGGCACAGACAGAAAACGGCUGUUGCGAGGAGUGGUUAUGUGACGACGACAACCACAUCAGAGUGGAGCCAGAAGAACUGACACGCACAACUCUGUCAGAGAGUCAGCCUCUUCCAAACCACAUCAGUGCUUUGCUGCCAUCCUACCAACAGUCUCGCCCGCCAGCUGCCACUGGUGGGACCACAUUAAGAGAAAAAACAGCACUACCAAUGCCUGAAUUGAUAUUGGAAUCCAGGUGUUUUUCACAAACCACUGAUUGGACAGAAUGCUCCACUUCAUGCGGGAUGGGAAUAUCAAGUCGAGUCACCAAUAACAACCCUGACUGUCAGCUGAUUAGAGAAACCAGGCUUUGCCAAAUACGACAGUGUAACUUUGCGCUUUCUCCGGCCAUGAAGGGGAAGAAGUGCCAGAAAACUGUUCGCUCGCAAGAACCAAUACAAAUUGCUUUUGCUGGCUGCUUCACAGUACAGCGCUAUCGCCCUCGCACCUGUGGAUCUUGCAUGGAUGGCCGCUGCUGUAGGCCCUCUGUCACCCGCACUGUGCAGCUGCGUUUCCGUUGCCCAGACGGUGAGAGCUUCUUCCGAAAUAUGAUGUGGGUCCAACGCUGCAGCUGCAGUAAAAGCUGCCCAUCACAUGGAAGUCCCUCAAGCCCUUCGAUCAGUCUUCACAAUGACAUUCACACCUUCAGGCGCUGAGGCUAACUUGCCCGCUCUGGCCCAUCGUACUUUGCACAAACCCUUUUUAGCCAAACGAUUACCAACUUCUGGCAAUAUACUUGCUUGCACUUUAAGAUGCCUGCCACAAUGAUAUACAGUGGGGCAAAUAAGUAUUUAGUCAACCACCAAUAGUGCAAGUU
Messenger RNA from Corythoichthys intestinalis (scribbled pipefish), 1477 nucleotides. It is a transcript of the gene ccn1l2, whose product is annotated as cellular communication network factor 1, like 2. Gene Ontology annotation, biological process: signal transduction; cell adhesion. Gene Ontology annotation, cellular component: extracellular matrix; extracellular region. The transcript has 5 exons. NCBI's taxonomy places the organism in Eukaryota, Metazoa, Chordata, Actinopteri, Syngnathiformes, Syngnathidae. The record is from RefSeq and is a predicted model, not a curated record. Gene Ontology annotation, molecular function: integrin binding; heparin binding. Bases 165 to 1316 code for a protein of 383 amino acids.